AUGGCCGAGGCACACUCGUAUCCUCUGCUCGUUGGAUUCGAAGAAACCAACAUACCCAGUUUAGAAACAAAGUUACUGCAGUACUUUCGUACUGUCGGUGGCGACUGUGAGAUUGAGUAUGACAAUGGCAGCAGGACAGCGAUACUGCACUUCACGAGAGAGGAGGAUCAGAGGAAUGUUCUGGCGAAAGAGUCUCAUCAGAUCAGCUUGGAAAAGGGCGUUUUGAAGCUGACGGUUCAUUUAUCCACUGAAACGAAAUCAUCACAGCAAAAGGAUGCCAAAGCCAUCAUCAAAGAGUGGACGGAUACUGUGAAGUCAGCGUUUGCACAAUCUGUGUCAAAGUUCAAAUCUGCGAAGUUCUGUCCAGAUUCAGAUGCAUGGAAAGAGUCUGAGGAAAAGAUCAGAGAGAUGUUACUGAAUGAAAAUGUGAUUGUAGUACCUGAUAAAGACAGAGGUGCUUUAUCAGUGGCUGGUCUUGAUAGUGAUGUCAACAGACUGGAGAAAUCUCUUUCUGAAAUUAUAAACAAAAUCCACAGGGAGAAAACAAGUAAAACUGUAGAGAUCGAAGUGUCACCAUCAGUUUUCCAUCUCCUGCAUCAAAAUGGGCUUUUGGACAACCUUCUACUUGUGUAUCCAGAACUCAAAUUGUCACCAGAGAGUCCUAAUCUGAAAAUAACUGGUUUAGGGGAAGAGAUUAAUGCAGCAAUCAAUCUUAUAUUAGAUGCAGUACUUGCAUUAAAACGACAGAAUCUGGAAGUAGAUAAAUAUGUGCUUGAACUGUUGAAGGAUGAGCAACAAGAGGAGCUUACAGAUGCUCUCCUCACAUCUCAUCAAAUAAACGCAGCGUUUGAAAUCAGUGGAAACAGGGUGCAGCUCCUUGCUGUUUCUGACACAGAUCUGUCUCAUGCUCAGGACCAUCUAGGACAGCUGUUAACAACUCAGUACAUUCAUGUUGAAGACAGUAAUGUCCUGAAGAAGCCAGAGUGGCAGCAGCUGGUCAGUCACUUAGAGCAGGCUAACAGUAAGCCAUGCAGAACUCGAAUCAACACAACUGCUCAACAAGUCGUGGUGUCAGGCUACAAGGAUAGUGCCAUAAAGGUUCAGCAUCAGCUUGGUGUCUUCUUAACACAGAACGCUCACAUUGAAGAAACUGUUGUGGUCAAAGCUAAUGCUGUCGUUAAAUACUUGGAAGAGUUCAACACAUCUUGGAUGGAGAAAGUGAAAGACAAGGUGAGAGUGUCCUACAGAAAUGAGGCCAUCUUUCUGAGUGGAUCCAGAGUGAAUGUGACACAUUGCAAGACUGUGGUUGAAGGUGCCGUCUCUGCUGUAGUCUUUGACAGUCUGAAUGUCUGCAUGUCUGGAGUGAAGAAGCUCUUCCAGGAAAAUGAAACACUGUAUGUUUCCUCAAUCAAAACUAAAACUGGUUGCCUGGUACAACUGGUUUAUAAGCCAUGUGGUGGACAAGACAAUGAUGACACUGCUGUUCAGGAUAUAGUGGCUGCUGUCAGGCAGGAGUUUGGAAACCACGGUGUCACUCAUUCUCAACAAACUCCUCCUCCCAAAGCUCACAAGCCACCAGUUUUUCAGCCUACUGGAUUGGACCUGUAUUUGUAUCAUGUGCAGACAAAUGAAGGCCUGGACAUUGUUCUUACAAAGGGAAAUAUAGAGGCUGCCAUGACAGAGGUGAUUGUAAACAGUGUGCCUCCAAACCUCAACCUGAACAGUGGUGAAGUUUCAAAAGCCAUCUUGCGUGCAGCUGGACCCAAACUUCAGCAGUCAAUAAAUGCACAGGGUGCUGCUGGAAAGGUUGGUGAGAUCAUUGUUACUGAGGGCUGCCAACUAAACAGCAAAAAAGUUUUUCACUUAAUUGCACCUUACUGGGAUAAUGGACAAGGCACAUCUGAAGAGGAUUUCAGUCAGGAAUUUAAGAAGUUUCCAAAUGCCUCAGGCGAUUCACGUUCAACAAAAGGAGGCCCCUUCUCUAAGCUCACCUCAACCUCAGAUAUGCAUGAGACAAAAAUGGGAAAUGUGACUAUACAGGUAGUCACAGGAGACAUAACCAAGGAGACAACAGAUAUCAUUGUCAACUCUUACAAUGAAAGCUUUUCACUUAAGUCGGGAGUCUCUAAAGCUAUUCUAGACACAGCUGGUAAGGCUGUUGAAGUGGAAUGCCAUAACUUCGGUGCCAAGUCCAAUCCAGGCAUGAUAAUGACUCAGCCAGGUAACCUAAAGUGUAAGAAGAUCCUUCACGUGGUUGGAGAUUCUGACCCAGUAAAAAUCAACAAGGUUGUGAAAGAUGCACUUCAGAUGUGUGUGAAAAGCUCCUACACCUCUGUAUCAUUUCCUGCAAUUGGCACAGGUCAAGGUAAUGUAAACGCAAGACUAGUAGCAGAUGCCAUGUUGGAUGCAGUGAUUGAUGUGAUGAGCCAAAACUCUUCCGGUCCCCUGACCACAAUCCGCAUAGUUAUUUUCCAGAAAGCUAUGCUAAAAGAUUUCCACAGCAGCCUGGAACAGAGAGAAGCUACUGAUCCUAAUCCUAAGGAUAAAGGACAGGGAACCUGGGGAGGCAUUGGCAAAGUCCAAGGAAUGCUUACUGAUGGAAAUACUGAAAAACCAAAGAAAGAGAAAGACUGCACAGCUGAAGGUCAGGAAGCUGAUGCCACUUGCUUCCAUAUUUGUGGUGUCACUCAGGCUGAUGUAGAUAUAGCCAAGAAACUAUUGUUUCAAGAGCCUGAGACAACCACAAUUGAGGACGAAGCCAUUGGUAAACUCUGUGAUGCAGACCACCAGAAAAUUGAUGACAUGGAGAAGACCAUGGGUAUAAGCAUAAAAAUAGAAAACAGUAAAGUCAAGCUCACUAUUGAAGGACUGAGCAAUGAUGUGCUUAAAGCUACCUCUGAGAUCAAUAUGAUGCUAACCAGGAAAAGAGAGGGUAUUCCUGAGCAGUGGGAACGCAUGCCAGCUGAGGCCACAUGUCAGGCUUUUGCAGUACAAGCCAAGACAUCAGAAUAUGAUGAAAUCCUGAAACAUUUUCAGGCCUCAUGCAGUGGAUUUGUUACAAAGAUUGAGCGGAUCCAGAACCCUGGAUUGUGGAAGAGUCUAGAGAUUAAGAAGCGUGAGAUGGAGUUGAGAAAUGGUCAUCAGAAUAACGAGCGACGUCUUUUCCAUGGUACCUGCAACAGAGCUGUGCCAAAUAUUAAUGACCGUGGGUUCAACAGGAGCUAUGCAGGAAAGAAUGCUGCAUUAUAUGGCAAUGGCACAUACUUUGCUGUCAAUGCUAGUUAUUCUGCCAGUGACACCUACUCCAAGCCAAAUCAGAACGGGGAAAAGUUUAUGUACGUCUGCCGAGUUCUGACUGGUGACUUCACUCUUGGACAGAAAGGCAUGGUUACACCACCAGCAAAAAAACUCGGAUCCACUGACCUGUACGACAGUGUUGUGGACAACAUUGCCAAUCCCACCAUGUUUGUUGUCUUCCAUGACACCCAGGCUUGUCCUGAGUAUUUGAUUACAUUCAAGUAA
Pundamilia nyererei is the source of this 3522-nucleotide messenger RNA. The record is from RefSeq and is a predicted model, not a curated record. NCBI's taxonomy places the organism in Eukaryota, Metazoa, Chordata, Actinopteri, Cichliformes, Cichlidae.